AUGGGAGUGGGCGAUUAUGUGCACUCAAAAGAGGCUGGCCAGCCUCGACCACGCACAACUGAAGCAUCAAACCAGUCACGGCAGGCUCUAGCCGCACAAGCAAGGGUUGACGUCCCUCCAACAAAUCUGGUGGCGCCAGUGCCCCUGCCAAUCAACAAAUCAAUUCCCCUGGAGCAUUAUUCAACACCGGCAUUUAGCGAGCAGAUGCCUCAGGCGCCCGCGGAAAAUGGCGUGCAUAGAGACAUGUUUGACACCGAUGUGGAAGGCAUCGACGACUCGACUAUUGCUGCGACAAGUGUCAUGGGUGCAGAGGAUGCUCCACUUCAAUUCCAAUUACGACCCGCCACAGUUCCUCAAUAUCAGGAGGCAGCGCCAGUAGCGGAUGAGAGGCCACUGCAUCCGUCUCGAUUGCCACGCCGUGCUUACGAUGGCAAGUGGUACGAGAAUCUUGGAGACAGCGCUAUGAAAACAGCUGGUUUCGACUCAGAAGAUGCCGAUGAUGCAAGUCAAUUGACCUCCAUGGCCGGAGACGAUGAACGAUCUGAUACAACUGAGGACGGGAACUACGCCCGCAGAUACAGAUCCUCCACCGAGGAACCAUUAAGCAAACGACUACAGAGCUUUUGGACCGCCAGCAGGAGAUCUUAUCAAAAUCCAGAACCACAAGCAUACCCCGAACCAUCAAAGACUGCUGCUCCUCCUCCUCUGCGGCAAUCCACAUCCGACGCCAGAUUAUCAAAGCAGGCUCUACCCAACAGGAAAGUCACACUGCCACGCAGUAUGACAGCAACUCCACGGACACGAUUCAGUCCACCCAAGCCAUCUCUUUUAGAACAACUGGACAUAACCCCAACUCGUCGAACCUCAGGACCUCGACCCCAACCCGGCAAAGAACCAGGAAUCACCAGCACUACCAACCACCACCAGCACCACCAGCGCCACAACUCCGACGACAACCACCUCUUCAACACCAGCCGCGACAGCCUACCACCCCUAACCACCUUCGACAUGACCAACAUCGACGACCUAGACGUCGACGACGAUGACCACGACCCAAUCAACGACCCCUUCGCCCGCCGCAACUCCGUCCAACGCAUCGUCUCAGACGACCCCGACUUCCAACCCACCAAGAGCACCAUCACCAUCGGCACCACCAGCACCAAAAACAAAAAACGAAACCUCGAAUCCGACUACCCGCCCGAAAUUCUGCGCCAAAAAUCCUUCAAGGACCUCCAAUCCGAACCCUUCGACCACACCCCAACCGCACCCGCCAAAUCCACCCCGACCACCACACCAGCCCCCAACCCAGGCCCCAACGCCACCUCGGACGAGAAAAUAGAUUUCUUACUAAAUUCCGAAGACAAAGACCGCCGCGACUUCUUCUCCACGCUCACGAUGAACGAAUGGGAAGAUUACGGCGAUCUCCUAAUUGACCAAUUCAGCGACGCACUUUCCAAGAUGAAAGAUCUCCGCCAUGCAAGACGGAAAACGGCCGCGUUGUUUGAGGCCGAAAUUGCGAGGAGGAAUGAGGUUGUUGAGGAGCAGUCGGCUGAUUUGACGAGGAAGUUGGAGGAGAUGAGGAGUGGAGGGGCGGAGGUGUUGAGGGGGAGGACGCCUUGA
This is a messenger RNA of Aspergillus tubingensis, 1620 nucleotides long. RefSeq lists its product as uncharacterized. Gene Ontology annotation, biological process: nucleolar large rRNA transcription by RNA polymerase I. Gene Ontology annotation, cellular component: RNA polymerase I core factor complex. Lineage: Eukaryota; Fungi; Ascomycota; Eurotiomycetes; Eurotiales; Aspergillaceae. The record is from RefSeq and is a predicted model, not a curated record. The transcript has a single exon. The coding region runs from base 1 to 1620 and encodes 539 amino acids. Gene Ontology annotation, molecular function: TBP-class protein binding; RNA polymerase I core promoter sequence-specific DNA binding.